UGAUGGAACAAUUUAGUAUCUUUUAUGAGUUGUUCACAUGGUUUACUCUCCACAUUUUAGCUGCCUAUUGCUCAUAGAUCAUGCAUUUAACUUGAAAAGACCAAACUGGUGGCAGAACUUGUAAUUUCCUAUGAAGGAGCCAGCUGCAACUUUGUCGGGGAAAGAAUCAACUAAACCCUUGAGAUCAGGUUUGAUAGAUAGUUUGCCUGUUACUCCAAAGACCUUGAACAUAUUAUCUAAAGAACUCCCUGUUUGUGGAAAGCUUGCUGUAUCUUGUAUCAUUAUCUCAAGCAGGCCCUCAGUUUACACAAAUAUGGUCAGUUUUACAACGCAGUGGAAACAUUCGAGGUUACUGCAGAUCAUGGGAGCAUGCUGGAUCCGUUUAUAUAUGUCAUCUGAACCCCGGUGUCCUGUGACACUUCGUGCAAUAAAGAUCAAAGACAGAGAAGUCUGGUAAAGAUCGAGUCUGAGCUGAGGUGUCAUCAUCUGAACUGGAUGGACGCAGCCUCGCAGAGCAUCUUGGAAGUUGGAACCUAGAAGAAGACCGACCUGAAGCUUAACGAGAACUGUACUUGAUCAGCAUUCAGCAGCAUGAUGAUUAGUUGCAGAAUCCCGUCCUGACCAGAGUCUUGCUGCAGGAACUUUACCUGCAAGAAAUUCGAAGGGUGCAUGCACUCCUGAGACAGCUUCACGCCGAGGCAAGAAAUUGCUUGGACAUUCAGAUCGGUAACAAUUGUAGCAUUAGCGAUGGAGAGAUGUAUGGUACAGCCGAGGCAUGUAGGCCCCGAAGGAAACAUUGAUCAACGUAGCAUUUAGAAGUAUAUCUUCUUUUUUUGAGACAGGAAGAGGCAUAUAUAGAGCAAAGCAUCUGGCAUAGUACUAGUAGUAGAGAUUGCAGAGCAAAGCAUCUGUGUUUUGCCUCUAAGAAGUUGUGUCAUGGCUCCACAAAGAGGAGUAGCAUUCUAGUACGUACCGAGAUUCGACGAAAUUAGAUGUAUAACUGGAAACGUUACUUGGAAGUUGUAACUGAAAACAGAGGAUGAUAUGUAUUCUGCCUA
Molecule: messenger RNA, 1058 nt
Organism: Triticum dicoccoides
Lineage: Eukaryota; Viridiplantae; Streptophyta; Magnoliopsida; Poales; Poaceae
Exons: 3
Coding region: 131-457 (108 amino acids)
Source: RefSeq, a predicted model, not a curated record